This is a messenger RNA of Aspergillus steynii IBT 23096, 537 nucleotides long. RefSeq lists its product as uncharacterized. NCBI's taxonomy places the organism in Eukaryota, Fungi, Ascomycota, Eurotiomycetes, Eurotiales, Aspergillaceae. The transcript has a single exon. The coding region runs from base 219 to 500 and encodes 93 amino acids. The record is from RefSeq and is a predicted model, not a curated record.
GUGUUCUCCCGCGACCGGGAAAUUUCGUCUUCAUCGCAAUCAUCCCCCACGCGAGAUCUGGAUUUCAUCAUGUUGAGGGGUGUUUUUCCUUUCCCUUCUUCUUUUUUCAUUCUCAUUCCCAUUUUCUUUUCUUUUUCAUUUCUUUUUCAUUUCUUUUUUCAUUUCUUUUUCAUUUCUUUUCCCAAGCGGCUGCAGCGGACCCGCCCAAAAAGACAAUAAUGACAAGUCGGGCCGGCAUCGACCCCGGCACCAGCAUGUGCUCGCGCAUAUAUUAUUGCAAGCCCAGGAGCAAUAAUACGGGCAUCCCACACGCCUGCAGUCUGCAGAUGAGGUGGUGUGUGGCCUGGUGGAUUAGUUCAAGGGAGGAGGCCCGUGAAAUGCCUCCAGCGAAGGAGGGAAGCCGCUCGACUAACGAUGCAGGGAGGAACACUGGAAAAGUGCUCAAGCCCAUCCGUAGCAAACGACUAGGAGCAGUUUUAUCGAAAUUAUACUUUGUUUGAGCCGAAAUGCGAUCAUCAGAUCAUGUAGUGUGGGCGA